Abrus precatorius (Indian licorice) is the source of this 414-nucleotide messenger RNA. RefSeq lists its product as uncharacterized. Bases 1 to 414 code for a protein of 137 amino acids. Lineage: Eukaryota; Viridiplantae; Streptophyta; Magnoliopsida; Fabales; Fabaceae. The transcript has a single exon. The record is from RefSeq and is a predicted model, not a curated record.
AUGCAUUAUGACUCAGCUGGGGAACAAAAGAAGUUGCAAUUGCAAGAGCUAGAGGAGAUGUGCCUUGAAGCUUAUGAGAACUCAAGAAUUUACAAAGAAAAGACCAAGAGGUACCAUGACAAGAUGAUAUAUAGGAAAGAAUUUUCCAUUGAUCAAAAUGUCCUUUUGUUCAACUCUUGCCUCAAACUCAUGUUCGAAAAGCUCAAAUCAAGGUGGAUUGGACUAUUUACAGUCACAAAGGUAUUUUCUCAUGGUGUAGAUGAAAUCCAAAGUGACUCCACUAACAAGAGCUUUAUGGUGAAUGGACACCGUUUGAAGCACUUCCUGCAAAGUCCAGUUCUUUUGGAAGAGGUUGAAGAGAUUGACUUACAUGCCCUUAUCAUGAACUUCAACCAUAACCCUUGCCCUGAGUAA